UGCAGCCGAGGAGAGACCAGGCUGUCAACAAGUUGUCAUCAUGAGCUGCUAAAACAGCUUAGCCGCCGACGGUUUCACGUUUAAACUUUGACCCCCCCCUCCCCCCCGUUCAGAUGAUUACCGGCAGACAGACCAAGGACGCUCGACGCAGCGAGUGAUUGAGAAGCUGAUGUCUGUCCUCGGCGGUCUUGACUCAACUUGAUGAAUUAACCUCACAGUGGUCGAGGAUUUCAAACAAAGCAACCUGGUGUCCCAGUGUGACCAGUAUGGCUGCUGCCAACACCACCAAGAUCUCAUGGAGACUACAGGAGUUCGAGGCUCACUCCCGCAGUGUCUCCUGUUUGGCUCUGGCCAAAAGCUCCGGCCGACUGCUGGCCACAGGAGGAGAGGACUGCACCGUCAACAUCUGGGCUGUCAGCAAGGCCAACUGCAUCAUGAGUUUGACUGGUCACAAGAACCCAGUGGAGUGUGUCCUGUUCAACAUGUCAGAAGAGCAGGUCGUCGCCGGGUCCAGGUCUGGUUCGGUACGAAUCUGGGACCUGGAGGCUGCCAAGAGUUUAAGGACUCUGAUGGGACACAAAGCCAACAUCACCAGUUUGGGCUUCCAUCCGUUUGGAGACUUUCUUGCCUCAAGCUCUAUGGACACAAACAUCAAGCUGUGGGACGUGCGGAGGAAAGGAUACGUGUUCAGAUACAAGGGUCACACUCAGGCAGUGAGGAGUCUGGCCUUCAGUCCAGAUGGGAAGUGGUUGGCCUCAGCCAGUGACGACUGCACCGUCAAGCUGUGGGACCUCACUCAGGGGAAGACAAUCACAGAGUUUAAGUCUCACACUGCAGCCGUCAACAUCGUUCAGUUUCACCCUAACGAGUACCUGUUGGCUUCAGGCAGCUCCGACAGGACUAUCAAGCUGUGGGAUCUGGAGAAGUUCAGGAUGAUUGGCUCGUUGGAGGGGGACACGACCCCCGUCAGGUCUAUAUGUUUCAGCCCGGACGGCAGCUGUCUGUACAGCGGUGCCACAGACUCUCUGCGGGUUUUCGGCUGGGAGCCUGACCGCUGCUUCGACGUGGUGCCAGUGGGCUGGGGAAAAGUAGCUGACCUGGCAGUCUGCAACCAGCAGCUGAUCGGUGUGUCUCAUGAGCUCUCCAGUGUGUCCUCCUACGUUGUGGAUCUGAAGCGGGUGAAGAAGAGCGGCGGCUCUGUGAUCCAGGGAAUCAUUAAGGACAACCAGCCGCUCGCAGAGCCGAAAGAUCCCAAAGGAGCUGCACUGCGCAAGAACUACGAGAGACCCACGACCACCUGCAGCUCACAGAGGUUAAAGCAGAGUUCAGAUGCUGAUAGGCGGAGCCCUGAAGGUGAGAGGCGGAGCCCCAGUGAGGACGAGGCGGAAGAGAAAUUGUCAUCAGCCGAAAUCCACAAUGCAGAAGAUUACAAAGAGAUCUUCCAGCCAAAGACCGCCAUCUCACGUACUCCUCCCAAAAUGUCCGAGCCCUUCCCCGCUCCUCCAGAAGACGAGACGAUAUUAGCGAUCGGCCGUCAGCUGAAGGACAUGAUCUCUCCUUUACCUGACAAGCAGCAGGCUGCUCCACUGGCCUCCUCCACACCGGUCCAGAGGGUGGAGCCUACAGUGGUCUCCUGUGCUAAGCGCCCUGUCCCCUCAGCCGUUAUCCCAAUACCCUCAAACCCCCCCUCUUUAGGCCCGCCUCCUCCCUCUCAGCCUCCAAUCAUCACAGCGAAGUCUAAACAGCAACCUAAAAUCAUCCUCAGCACCAGGAACGAGCCAAUCGGACUCAACGUGGCUGACUUCCUGCCGUCUCCUCCAAACAACCGAGCCGUCGCUCUGAGCGAUGAGGAGGCGCUGUCUCAGAUCAAGAAGGGUCACGACACUAUGUGUGUGAUGCUGAGCAGCCGACACAAGAACCUGCAGACGGUCCGAGCCGUGUGGGCCCGAGAGGACAUCAAGAGCGCUCUGGAUGCUGCCGUCUCCAUGAAUGACCUGUCGAUUGUGGUGGACAUCCUCAACAUUAUUAACCUCCAACCGUCUCUGUGGAAGCUGGACCUGUGUACAACCAUUCUUCCUCAGAUUGACAAACUGCUGCAGAGUAAAUAUGAGAGCUACAUGCAGACCGGCUGCACGUCUCUGAAGCUGGUCAUGAAACACUUCUGGAUGCUGAUCUCCGACACGCUGAAGGCGACGCCGUCUGUGGGAGUCGACAUCACACGAGAAGAGCGACACCAGAAGUGCCGAGCGUGCUGCAGGCAGCUGAAGAACCUGAGCAACGUGGUGAAGAACAAAGCGGCGCAGGUCGGUCGUCACGGCAGCGCCUUCAAAGAGCUGCAGCUGCUCAUGGCGCCGCUCGACGACGCUCUCUGAGAGUGACUGAACUCAACCCUCCGUUUUCCCAGACUACGGAUCUGACUGAGAUAACAAGGAGUCAGCUGACACUUCAGGAGCUCAUCAACAGCUUCACCUGGUUGAACAUUUCUGCACUUUGAGUCUCAACGUGGUCCUGGGACACCGACCCUCCAGAAGCCUCUGUCACGCCCGGUGUAGGGAGAAGAACUAUGUGGAUGAAAAGUGUUAUUUCAUCCUCUUCAACUCAAAGGAACACA
Labrus bergylta (ballan wrasse) is the source of this 2611-nucleotide messenger RNA. It is a transcript of the gene katnb1, whose product is annotated as katanin p80 (WD repeat containing) subunit B 1. The record is from RefSeq and is a predicted model, not a curated record. Gene Ontology annotation, cellular component: katanin complex. Gene Ontology annotation, biological process: microtubule severing; microtubule depolymerization. NCBI's taxonomy places the organism in Eukaryota, Metazoa, Chordata, Actinopteri, Labriformes, Labridae. Gene Ontology annotation, molecular function: microtubule binding.